UUAAUUUUUUCUUUUUAAACCAGGCUCAUCACACUCAUCCGGCACGUGGUCCGUCUCCUUGUUUCAACUGUCCUUCACUGUGUCCACGCUUCCUGUCUCACAUGAAGAUUCCUGUUGACCACCUCAGACCUCUGCGUCUCCACAGCUCCACCUACAGACCACAUCCUCCACCCAACAACCCCGUUCCCCCUGCUCUACAGGGCCAGGAGCUCGAGGGGUAUUUUCACUUAGAUCCACAAAGAAGAGGAAAUAAUAAUGUGGAAACAAAGAAUCUGAUCGCAGGAAACAGUUCUGCUGCUGCUGCUGCUGCUGCUGCUGCUGCUGAAGUUGCUGCCUCUGCUGUGGAUGAUGUUGUGCCCUGCCCUUCACCUGCCGACAGCCCAGCACCACCGAUCAUUAUUCCAUCAGCUCUGCAGUCUGACAACCCACACUCUGAAAAAGAAAAACCCAAACCAGAAGAGGAUACUCAAUCUCCUUCCUCUUCUCCCUUUCACCUUUUCUCACCUGAGAGACAUGAACCUCAAGAGGAUGGAAAAGUACCACAGGAAGUUCCUGCAAUGUCCGUCCCUGGACUGGAGGGGGCGCCUUUCCGAGGGCCUGCUGGAUGGGAGCUCCUGUCAACAACAACCCCUCUCUCCCAGGAGUCUUUGUCUGAUUUUAGUCGUCCUCCCUCCAGUUUAUUCAGCCGCAGCACUGACCUGAGCGGCAGGAGCAGCAACUUUUCAGGACUGUGCAGCGACUCAGACCCAGAGCUCAGUGACCAGUCACACCAACAUCAGCCUUCCUCGGGGCUACAGUUACCCCAGACCUCUGCAUCUACUCUGAGGACCAUCCCUCAACAAUCCUUUACCAACAAUUUCACCUCUAAAUCUCCCCUCUGUGAACCGGUUUUUGACCAAAUCCAACAUCCGUCCUCUCGACCAUCUUCACACCUUCAACCUGUUUUGGACAAGCCUCCGAGUCGUCACCACGGCAUCAUAAAAGAAGACAACUACAACCAGGAUGUUUUCACGGAGCCUGUGCCUGAUUCAUCUUUGGUUUCUGACCAAGGCCAUCUCCCACUGGCUUUAACCUCCGCCACUUGGUCUUCCUGUCCAAGUCCACAAAGGUCCACGCCGAGAUCGAGAGAAAAGCUCAACCCCUCUCCUCCACCCGGUGUCCUGCAGUCUCAAUGCUGGUCCGUCUUACCACCCAUCACCCCAUUCAAAGGGCGCAGUGGCUCGGCAGCGUCACGGUUCUCCGAGGUCAGCUGCAGUCAGUCUUACGUCUUUGAUGAAUUAGAGGCCAUCGCUCCCACGUCUACGUGCUGUCCAUCAUUGGACGAGGCCUCCGACUCCUCGGUUUGCUCUUCGCCGGAAACAGAUCUGUCUCCCGGCCUGGCAGCACUGACCGUGGGCUGUGACUCAGGGAAGCUGGAACCCUUGUCCAGGGUCCAGCUGCUCCUUUUGGACCGAGCAGAGCCUGAGAUGCUGCCCGGUCACUGUGGUAUGGAGGAAGAGGAGGAGGAGAGAGAGGAGGAAGAGGAGUUAAUGUCCAUGGAGGACUGGGAGGUUUUGAGGAAGCGAUACAACACAGGGCAGACGACAGGAGUUGUCAUGAGGCCCCUCACAGCUGGCGGCGUCUCUGAAAGGUGCCACUCCGCAGGGAAAGUCCAGGACAACAAAUCGGAUUGGUCCGACGGAGGCUCAGGAUCUCCAUCAUCCUGGAUCAUUGACCCCAGUCCUUCAAGCGACAUGUUCAGAUCCUCGCUGUCUCCCGACUCCUCCAAUCACAAUAAAGACGGUCCGGCUGAGGAGGGGCCCAAUUAUCCAGGACACAGUGACGACACUGAGUCCUCAGACCCAGGGAGGAGUCCAGAGGGUCUUGAGGAGGAGAGAAGAAUGGAGGAGAGGAGGACCAUAGCGUUGGACAUGCUGUCCAAACUGCAGGACGACCAGCCUCGUCGGAGCAAAGGCACCAAAGGCUGUUUCACUUUUGAAGACUUCGACUUUUUGGCCAAGUACUGCAUUUUCAGUGAGGAUAAGCUGGAGGAGUACAGACAAGUUUUUGAAGCCGAGGACACGGAUGCUGACGGCUACAUCUCCAGCCUUCAGGUUGUUCUUGGUCUUAAGAACGUCGUUCCCCCGGAGCUUCUUUCAGAGGAAGAAGAGAUCUACGUCUAUAGGAUCCUGGAGAUGGUGGACUUCAGGGUGACAGAUGGACUCGUGGACCUCAGGCUCUUCUCUGUGAUCGCCAGUCUGGCACAGAAGAUCGCCACCAUGGAUGACUUCAUGCGAUCCCUGAUCAGCAGCACCGACUUUCGUUCUCUGGAGGUUCGGCUCUUCAAAGCAAAGCAGCUGUUCCUGUUCCUUCUGGAGGAACAGCGAGGAGACUCAGCCACACCUCAGCGUGGAUUCAUCAGCGCCGAGCAGCUCCUGCUGGAGCUGAAAGCCGGGGGUAUCCGUCUGGAGCAGGAGGCGUCCGUCAGGCUGGAGCUGCAGCGUCUUCCUCCUCUGGACCUGCUGGACUUCCUGGCCUACCUGCCUCUCUUCAUGCUCAUCCACAAGUCCGUCAUCGCCAACCCUCUGGACGACUCCUGCACGUCCUGACCUCAGUCGUUUGGACUGUGGAGCUACAACAACACUGAAGGUGGCGGUGGUGGACACUGGACUCAAACCAGUGUUUCUCACAUGUCCUGUGCUUCUGUGUGAAACCCAGUUAGAGAAAACCAUGGGAUGAAAACGUAGACUCUACACAGAAAGGUCGGGAAUCAAACUGGCAAACUAUGACCUUGUUGCUGUAAGGCAAGCAGACCAAUCACAUUUUCCAUCUUGCGCUCCAGUCUUUUUUUAUAUUAUAUAAUAUUUGUUACAAUAUUUUGAGCUCAGUACACAGCAGUGGUCAUCAACUGUUGGCCUGCGGGCCAAAUCUGGCCCAACAAACCAUCCAAUCCGACCGGUAACUGGAUUCCAAAAUUAACAUUAAAUAAUAACGUUAGACAAAAUAAAAAAUAUAUAUUUAAUUUUAUUUGAGUGUCCAGCCUCCAGGGAGUCUGUCCAGAAAAAGUCUGGCCCUUUGACAAAACAUACACUGCCGUGCUGUUUGACUGGAGUCGGUUUAUCUUUGUCUCUGUUUGUUUGUUUGGUUUAAUCUUAAUGUCUUAAUGACUUCAUUCAUUCAUCAGUUUCUAUUAAUCAUCUGUUGAAAAACUGCUAAACUUCUCCUCCAACCACGACAGAAAUCCUUUUUGCGUGUUGUAGUACCCUUUUAAACCCAUAGUGGCCACUUCAUUUCGUCACAUCUUUAAAGGUAAUUCAUUUGAAUUCCACCUUUUAUGUAUGAGCUUUAUUCUAGAGUUCAACUACAGGGGACUCAAACUCCAGGCUAGUUUUAGUUUUCUUUUGAAUUUAUUAAUUCAUCAUUAAAAAAUGCAAAACAAUCUUUUUUUCUUUUUUAAAUUUUAUUAUUUUGUGUUCAUAUCUUAUACAUUUUUUAAAAUAAAUUUUCUAGUUAUAGUGCGUUUUCCUGUUGUAAACUUUCAACAAAAACCUUUGACAACUCCAGUAACUCCAAUGAAAUUGCAGCUCUCUAUAAAUUGUCUACGCUCUGCUCUCAGGAGCCCCCUGGUGGUCUGUAAAUAAACCUACUUUUAGAGAA
Messenger RNA from Cynoglossus semilaevis (tongue sole), 3636 nucleotides. RefSeq lists its product as uncharacterized. The coding region runs from base 102 to 2588 and encodes 828 amino acids. The transcript is spliced from 14 exons. The record is from RefSeq and is a predicted model, not a curated record. Gene Ontology annotation, molecular function: calcium ion binding. Lineage: Eukaryota; Metazoa; Chordata; Actinopteri; Pleuronectiformes; Cynoglossidae.